UUCAAAGACAAUUAUUUCUCCGUUUGAGCUGCAAGUUGAUUUGCCCCAGGUGAUGAGUGUCAUGUCAGACCUGUGUGUGAAUAUGGUGACAGCCAACAUGUUGCUGAGCCUCUUCUUUCUCUCAGGUGUUUUGGCUGAUUGUACUAAGUAUUCAGACCUCUUCAUCACUGCACCAAAGAAGAUGGAAGCACUGAGUGGAUCUUGUUUGCAAAUCCCAUGUAACUUUACAUCUAAAUCAGAACAAGAGUUUAACAGCAGCAGAGAAAUCUUUGGAGUGUGGAUUAAAAAUAAAUCUGGUUUUAAAGGUUAUCCAGACAAUGUGAUUUUCAACAGCAGUAGGACAAAUAACAUCUAUCCAAUGAACAUAACUGGAAACCUGAGAGAGAAAAACUGCACCACUUUAUUUUCCAGUUUAAUCACUAGUUACACAGACACAUACUACUUCAGGAUUGAGAACAAACCAUUCAAGUCAACAGCUUUCUGUGAUCCUCUUCAAAUAACAAUUGAAGAUUCUCCUCGUCGCCCCACAAUUGAGAUCUCAGGUGAUCUGAAGGAGAAGGAGUCUGUCACUAUAACCUGCUCAGCUUUCACUCCCUGUCCACACUCCCCUCCUAAACUCACCUGGAAUCUCCAACAAGACUCUCACAACAAAAUAGAGGAAAACACAGAUGGAACCUUUACAACUAAAAUCCAGGAGACCAUCACUCUGUCAGAGCAACAUGAUGGAUACAACAUCAGCUGUUCUGCCACAUAUCCUGUGAAUGAAGGAAAAGAUGUCAAGACAGCAGAGGAGACAAAGACUCUCAGUGUUUCAUAUGCUCCUAAAGACACCUCAGUGUCCAUCAGUGCAUCAGCAGGUAGCUGGGUGAACCUGACCUGCUCCAGCAGAGCCAAGCCUCCCGUCAGCAGCUUCAGCUGGUUCAGGACCAGCAAAGAUGGACUGAUGAAAGUAGCUGAAAGACACUUUUACAGCUUUAAUGUGACAGAUGGAGGAGAUUAUUACUGUGUGGCCACAAAUGAUCUUGGUAACCAGACAUCGUCGCGGUUUCGUUUAAAUAAUUCAGAGUUUGGCCUUUCUGUCCACGUUACAGUGAAGAUCCUGGGAGUCAUAAUGCUCUACAGUACAAUCGUCAUCUUUGAGUGCUGCUUCAGAUCAAGAUGCUGCAACAAACCAGUGAAGGACUCAGAUGAAUCAGACUGUGUCAACAGAGUGAUUGAGAUUCAGGCAUCAUGAAGGAGAAGAGGAAGACGUCACGUUCACCAUAAAUGGAAUAUUUCUCUGUUUCAUCAUUAGUUUGUGUAACAUUGAGCUGAUUUAUUGCAUGUUUAUGUAAAUCCUUUUUCUUCUGCUGAAUUGUGUUUUCUUAUGCUUUCUUAUUUCUUUUAUGACUAACAUUUACACUUUUUAAGGUCUUUAAACUUGACUUUUCCUUUAUUGUUGUAUUGUACACCGCUCACAAAGAAUGACACAAACAGCCUUUUCUACUCCAAUAAGUUUGUAUUACAGCUGUAGCUGAUGGUCACAUGUUUGCUUUAGUUACCUUGUGUGUGAUUAUGUAAAUAUAAUCUCAUCACUAUUGGAUCUGUAUGAGGGCUCUCGUCACUAAUUACUAAAGUCUCAAAGACUAAAGUAAUAAGAAAUUAAUUAGAAAGUAUCUUGUGUUAGUGAGGAUUUCAUGAUUUGAUGUGAAUCAGUGCUGUUGUUGAUUUUCCUGUUUGUCUGUGCUGCAGGAAUGACUUUAAUAAAACAUGAACUUGUGGCUCUGAGUC
This is a messenger RNA of Acanthopagrus latus (yellowfin seabream), 1770 nucleotides long. RefSeq names its product vascular cell adhesion protein 1-like. The record is from RefSeq and is a predicted model, not a curated record. The coding region runs from base 53 to 1234 and encodes 393 amino acids. NCBI's taxonomy places the organism in Eukaryota, Metazoa, Chordata, Actinopteri, Spariformes, Sparidae. The transcript has 8 exons.